Exserohilum turcica Et28A is the source of this 2037-nucleotide messenger RNA. RefSeq lists its product as uncharacterized. NCBI's taxonomy places the organism in Eukaryota, Fungi, Ascomycota, Dothideomycetes, Pleosporales, Pleosporaceae. The record is from RefSeq and is a predicted model, not a curated record. The coding region runs from base 1 to 2037 and encodes 678 amino acids. The transcript has 5 exons.
AUGAUCACAACAACAACUCCAACAGCAGGCAGCGCAUCGCCCGCGCACGCCCCUCUCUGCCCCUCUCCGCUGCACAUACAGAAGAAGCCACGGAAAGCGACGUUCCGCCAGCGCAUAUUCCGUAAGUCGACACACAGCUACGACGGCGACCCGUUCGACUCGUCUGUCCUGGACUGGACGUGCCCACUCAAGGCGCCCUUGUUGUGGGCCACAACACCGCUAUCCGUCAGCCGUACGCCGAGUGAGCACCCUUUGACGAUACGCAAGAACAGGAACAGCCGCUCGUCAGCUUCUGGCUCGAGCUCUGGAUAUGCCAUGGCGUUUUCGCGCUCCUGCAGUCAGGACGAGGCUGCCGAUGCGCCAUGGACUGAGCGCGUCAGCGCGCAACAGGCUCUGCAGGGCGUGAUUCACAGCAUGGACGGCCACAGUGAAGCCCCGAAGCGCCGCAAGUCGAGUAAGUUGCGGCUCUUUACGAAUAGUCUGCCGCUUUUGCGCCGCCAGGGUACUGGAGAUACCAAUGCCACCGCCGGCGAUACUUCCGACAUGCCCUCGUCAACGGUCGUCACAGCGCUUGCGGCCCACGACCAAAAUGACCAAGUAUCGGAUCCAAAGGACCUAAAUGAAGAUAGUGUCAUGGCCUAUCUGGCAAAAAACGCUCGCAACGGAGACAAGUUCAAGUCAUUCAUGAAUCAUUUUACAAAGCACAUCCCUCCACCGACGGACCAUGACAGGGAGGUGCCGGGUACAUGCAUGUCAGACUCGUCCCUCGUUCUGCCGACUACCCUACGCGCAGCGGUUAAGCUCUUUCCGGAAGUCAAGCUUCUUACAGAAGACGUGCAAGAAAUCACCGUCGCCGUGGACAUUGAAGGCGUGCUGCACAAUCGGCGGCCUCUUGCAGAUAGCGCAAUAGAUGUCGUCUUUCUGGUAGACAACAGCUACUACGUGACGGAAGCUUGCCUCGAACAGUCGCUACAAGUCGUCAACGGAGCCCUGUCUGGUACUCAAGUUUGGGAUCCGCCUCGCCCUAACCCAUCCAUGACUGAUGUCAUCCUUGGCAUAGCUAGAGCCCUCGAGGUUGAGCAUCUCAAGGCUGGGCGUACCCACAUCAUCGUCUUGUCACCAGCAGCUCACGUGCUUCACGACGUCUCAAGAUGGUUUCCGGAUCUAUACCUUCAUCGAGUUAACCCCGCGGUUCUUCCGUAUUGCCGCGAACCAGAGUUGCAACAUGGCCCCUGCGCCGAUGGCUGCUGCCACAAUGUGUUCGCCAGCAACUGGUCCAAGUAUCAGUCGACUGCAAAUCGCAUCAAGCGCAUUGUGCAGAAUGCUCGGUGCGCCAGGCCCGUGGGUGAGCUGACGAGGUUGAGCGUCGACGUGCGAACCAGGGCAGGCUGCGAGCUCGUCGAUUGCCAUGGCAGCAAGGAGAUUCCUCGGCUGUACCUGGGACAGGUGCACACGCUAUUUGUUAAGGUUCGCGUCACCAAGGCUGAAGCGUCCAACGUCAACCUUGACUCGCACAAUCCCAUCUUCAACUCGAGCGUAGAUGGCAACGGUCUGAGGCAGGAACUACUAAACUCUGUCCACGUAGGUGCGACAAAGGUCCACGUGCUAGACAUCCAGGUAUUGUAUCACAACUCAAUACAUGAAGCGCAGACGUGGAACUACACGGAGAGCCCGCUGAUCCUCACGAGCGAGCUUGGGGGCUUGGCCCCGCCCAAAGACACAUCAUUGGAGGUGUACAAGCGUCAGUACUUUUACGACCUCAGCCGGGUUUCAUGCCAUGAAGCCAAAGUCGCAGCUCAAGGUAUGCUUGACGGGCUUGGUGCAGGCAAUGAAGAAGCCAAGAAGCUGGUUGAGCGCAUGGCCAAGGAGAUUGAGUGUCAUGUGGCGAUUCGUGAGUAUGAGAAGAAAUGCCGACAGAAGCUUCCGCUGUGCCCUGGCCCUAUCGAGAUUGAGACAUCGCACCAGUGGCUUAUCGAAAUAUGGAGCCGCAGGACGAGCAAGUGCGACUGCAUCGACGCGUCGGAGCGUCUUGGCUGA